CCGCCCCCGCCCCGCCGAGCCGCCGCCCGAGGCCCCGCCGCCACCGCCUGAGCUGCCUGCUCGCCCGCUCGGGCAUGGAGCCGCCAGCCACGCGCCUCUGAGCCCCACGGUGUUCAUGGAAUAUGAAGACAAGGCGGGAGCACCUCGCAAGCCGCCCUCCCCAAAGCAGAAUGUGAGGAAGAACCUCGAUUUCGAGCCGCUGUCCACCACCGCCCUCAUCCUGGAAGACCGGCCGGCAAACCUCCCGGCGAAGCCAGCGGAAGAGGCCCAGAAACACAGACAGCAGUAUGAAGAGAUGGUGGUCCAGGCCAAGAAGCGAGAGCUGAAGGAGGCCCGGCGGAGGAAGAAGCAGCUGGAGGAGAGGUGCAGGCUGGAGGAGAGCAUCGGGAACGCGGCCCUGACCUGGAACAACGAGGUCCUGCCCCACUGGGAGACCGUGUGGAGCUCGAGGAAAGUGCGGGACCUGUGGUGGCAGGGCAUCCCCCCCAGCGUGAGAGGCAAGGUCUGGAGCCUGGCCAUCGGCAACGAGCUGAACAUCACCCACGAGCUCUUUGACAUCUGCCUCGCCCGAGCCAAGGAGCGGUGGCGGUCCUUCAGCGCCGGCGGCCCCGAGGCGGAGAGUGAAGAUGCCGGGUUUUCGGCGGCGGACAGAGAAGCUAGUCUGGAGCUCAUUAAACUGGACAUUUCUAGGACAUUCCCUAACCUCUGCAUCUUCCAGCAAGGCGGCCCGUACCACGACACGUUGCACAGUAUUUUGGGCGCUUACACUUGUUACCGACCGGAUGUGGGCUAUGUCCAGGGCAUGUCCUUCAUCGCCGCAGUGCUGAUCCUGAACUUGGACACUGCAGACGCCUUCAUCGCGUUUUCCAACCUCUUGAAUAAACCCUGCCAGAUGGCGUUCUUCCGAGUGGACCACGGCCUUAUGUUGACUUAUUUUGCUGCGUUUGAAGUAUUCUUUGAAGAAAACUUGCCGAAAUUAUUUGCUCAUUUCAAGAAGAACAACCUCACUCCAGACAUCUACCUGAUCGAUUGGAUCUUCACCCUGUACAGCAAGUCCCUGCCCCUGGACCUGGCCUGCCGCGUGUGGGACGUGUUCUGCCGCGACGGGGAGGAGUUCCUGUUCCGCACGGCGCUGGGCCUGCUGAAGCUGUUCGAGGACAUCCUGACCAAGAUGGACUUCAUCCACGUGGCCCAGUUCCUCACUCGGCUGCCCGACCACCUGCCCGCCGAGGAGCUGUUCGCCUCCAUAGCCACGAUCCAGAUGCAGAGCCGCAACAGGAAGUGGGCCCAGGUGCUGACCGCGUUGCAGAGGGACAGCCGGGACGUGGAGAGAGGGAGCCCGUCUCUCAGGCACUGAGACGCAGGCAGACGGACUCGCGCCGGGCACUGGAGCAGCCCUCCCAGUGCGCCCAGGCUGUCCGGGACAGACACCGGGGCAGAUGCGCCGGCAGCCGGGGGCGGGCGCUGUUGCCGCGUCUGACCCCCGACGCAGGAGUUGGCCUUAAACCAAACAAACAGAACUUGUCGAGAAGUAAACCGAGGCUCGGCCUUAAGAAGCUCAGCGGAGCAACGACACGGCACUGGCCUGGCACCCGCGGCCCGCUCGGCGCGGUCUGGCACCAGGGCGGCGGCCAGCUCCCUCCUCCUGCUCCAGGGGAGGUUAUUAAAUUGUAACGCUUUUAUGUCGCCUCCUGGAAAGGACGUCCCGGUCUUUCUUAGCCGGGGUGCACGAGACGUGGGUUGGGAGGCCUCCGAGGAGUCCUGGCCCGCAGUUCCCUGUUUCUGCCCUCACCGACGGAGUUGUCCGGAUAACCCAGAAACAGGCCCGGCGUGGAAGGCCUGCCUUCCAGGGACGCGCCAGAGGCCCCGAGCCCUCCCGGGGGGGCGGGGGGGGAGGGGGGUGCUGAUGAGUGCUCAUGGCGCCCCGGGGCUCCGGCCGCCCUCGGGCUCACGUCUUACCACGUUGCCUUGCCACGACCACAGCCCGGGGGCUGGGAAUGCACGCGUGGGUCCUAUGGGGGCCCCGUGCCCCCAAGGGUGCUCCCCGCCCCCGGGCACCGGAGGGAGGUCGGGUGGGGGCGUGUGGGUUGUGCGCACAGAAGGUGCAGGGCUGACGUGCACGGGGUGGAAACGGCUCCCUUGGAGGCGGAGCAGAGGGAGCAGGGUGCUGAGACCCGCCCCGGCCCCCUGCUGGUUCCCGGGGACCUCGGGCAGCACGAGGGGCGGGGGCCGCUCCUUGCCCUCACGGAGCGCUGCUCUUCAGCACCUGGAUGGCAGCCUCAGCCCAGGGUUCCCCUCCCCGUGCACGAGGCCCUCGGGUCGGCUGCUGCGGGCACCCCAAGAGGAGAGCCGUGCGCUGCCCCCACAGCCCAGACAGUGUGGUCACGUGCAGGUGUCCGUGCCUCAGCCUUCCCGUUCCGGCCGGUCUCCCUGGGUCUCCUCCGGAGCUCCGAGAGCUCUGGUCACCCAAAUCCGGAGCCUCCGGUGGCUUUGCACAGAGCAGUCCGAAGGUGGGUUCCCCGUGCCGGUCUCUGGGCAGGCCAGGCACACUGGCGUCCAGGGCCCUGGCGGCCCUGUGGCACGGCCGCUGUGGGGGUGGAGCCGGGCACUCGCUGGCCCUUCUCAGCCGCACCGUCCGGCCCAGGGAGCAGCUCAGGGUGGGUCCCGUUUCUGACACUGGGCGGGCCCUAGGCUUUGAGAGUGUGGCCUGCAGCUAGGGGACCUGCGGUGGAGGGUAAAUCCGGGCCGUGCGUUACUCUGGUCAGUUUUCUACUUACGCCACGCCCACUGGUGACGCCUCCCGGCGCCACGUCCAGCGGCUGCCCGGCCUGCGGCCAUCCUCAUGCCCCAUCCUGGCUCCGUUCUGAGAGAGGUUUCCUGGAACCCUGGUCCCCUCACCUCCUUCCUGCGUUCCCCAGGGAGGCUGCAGAGCAGCGUGGGGGCCACUUUCCGCCUCAGCCUUUAUACACGGGCUCGCCUGGCCCCUCGGAGGAGGGUCCUGUCUUCCCUGAGGUCUCGGGGCCGUCCAGAUGCAGCAGGUCCGACACUGAGACUGAAUGUACGCGGCUGAGCCACCCCGACGGGCUGCCCAUUCCGUCCCGGGUAUAUGGGCUCCUGCUCCUGGAAGGCGGGCGUGGUUCCCGACUGUCCUCAGGGACCCCCUGGGGGGGGGGCAGAGAGGCACGGCCCGGGCGGCGGGUGGGCUGUCGGGGUGACACCGCGGGGUGGCACCUCGAGUGCAUUACGUGCUUGAAGGGAUGCCGUGUCCGUCUGGAACGCUGACCAGACCUCUGGUUCCGCAGGGGCUUUCCUGGCCUGUUCGGGGACCCCAUGAGGCCUGACCGGUCCGCUGUGUCCCCUCCAGACGCCGGACGUUCUCGGUCCCCCCCCAGAGUCACCGGCCCCUGUCCCUGCAGGGGGGUUGGGCGUCACUAAGAAAGUGGAGGGUGAGGGCACAGCCCCGGGGAGCCGCGCCGACCCCACAGCGGCCCUGGUCCCUGCCAGGCCUGGAGCCGCAUCUGGAAGCCAGGUUCACUUUCCAAGAUCCUUUUUAACUGCUCAGUUUUGACUAUUUUAAAUAGUUUGCUGAUAGAAAGUUCCUGAUAACACUUGCUACAUAUCAUGUUUUAAUUGCUUGUACAGUCAACCUUUUAUUUAGUACAGUAUCAAAUUAGGACUUUUUGAACUGUAAAUAUAUGGUUUUAUUAAAUAAAAGUCAUGUAAAAUUGUUAUUUAUA
This is a messenger RNA of Phyllostomus discolor (pale spear-nosed bat), 3737 nucleotides long. RefSeq names its product TBC1 domain family member 14. The record is from RefSeq and is a predicted model, not a curated record. Bases 116 to 1357 code for a protein of 413 amino acids. The transcript has 12 exons. NCBI's taxonomy places the organism in Eukaryota, Metazoa, Chordata, Mammalia, Chiroptera, Phyllostomidae.